AAUACAGAUACUUGUUCACAGUAUAAAAAAAUUCGCCAUUUUCCAUUUUAAGCUAAAACCUUCUUAUCUGUCAAAAACUUAUUAGCACAACUUUACUACAGACCUAACUGUUAUCUCCAAUGCUAUUUCUGUUGUACAACUGUAAAAUCAAGUUCCAUUAACUGUAGCUAAGCUUUUAUGUUGAAAAGUUAGUAAACACGAUCGGAAAUAUCCUAAAGAAAGGAUUCUUUUUAUAGCAUGUAAGGCUUAAGCUAAAUUGAGUUCAUUCACAGAAGCCAUUUUGCUGCAAGACUUCCAAGGAGGAGGACAGAAUUUAAUGGAGCUGAAUCAUUUUGUAAUAGACAAGUGGCAUGAUGUUAUCUGUUGAAGCUUAAAUUUUUUCAGUAUAUUCUAAGCCUAUACGUAUUUUAAGAGAUUGUUCAGCCUCGGUAGCAGCAUUGAGUGAGGUCAACGAUCUGAACAACUCUACGAGGCCUGGUAAAAAAAAAAGAAUGACUUGUUAUAUUGAGAGCAGCCGCCUGCACUGCACAUCGACAAACGAAAUCCAAGGAUUGUCUCUUUAUUCCAAACCAGACGGUGGCGAUGAAAGACGAGUUUUCAUUUGUCCGUCAUUAAACGACAACGAAUGCAGUAACUUCAAUGGAGUCCGACUGAUAAAUCAUACGCAUGUCGAAAUAACAUUGUCUGAACAUGAAAAUAUAACUUUUAGAUGUGUGAUGAGAGGAUCGCAAUCAUUAGAGACACAGCGCUGCAGAUGGACACCAGGAGCUGAAAGUCAGAAUGGUACUUCAACGGUUGAGACACAUAUCGGAAAGAUGAAAGAAUUAACCCUUGGUAAGGCUGCUACCUUUAGUCCUGAACCAGAAAUCAAAGAUAUUUCAACCGAAACAAUCAUUGGUGCAGUUUUUGGAGCUCUUGUAGCAAUUAUUCUAAUCAUGGCAGUAGGAUAUCUGCUAUUCAGACACUUCAAGUCAAAAAGAAAUCUUGAAGGUCCUCGAAAACGCAGCAUUUCAUGUAUUAAGGCACAGAAAAGUGAACUAUGUGCCUGGUACAUCUGCGCUGACAAUGACUUAAACUCACAAGCUGCCGUUGGAGCAGAUGCCUCACCGACUCCAUUACUUACAGUUAACUCAGCUCAUACGCCAAACAGGGAGGAAGAAAAUUCAAAGAUGAAAGAUGACGAUGAGGUGUCAACAUCUGUCAUAAAAAUUAAGAAUGGAGGGUUAGGCACUCUUGGUGAGAAAAAGCACAUUAACGGUAAAACAUAAAGAGACACAGAAAAUCGUAACGUGCAAUGAACGAAAAAAGGUGGCAAGGCAGCUGAUACAUCAUCAUUAGUGUUCAAAUCAUGAGUGUUCGAUAACUGGUGAAAAAUCGUUCAAAGGACAAGAAGUCUGUGAGUGAGGUUGUGCCCCCUACCUUCACAUUUGCAUUUAUCAGAUGAAAAAGUCCUGAAUGGCGUUUAGAAAACUGAAGACAUCAAACUUUUUUUAAAAAGUUGGAGCUUUAAAAGAAAUCCUUGUUUGAGCACAUCUAUGUCAUCUUUAAUGACUUUGUUUUAAAAAAGUGGUGUCAUGUCUCUAAGUAAAUGAGUGAGUGAUGAGAGUUGACAGGAAGUGUUGAAUGCGAUGGGGUAUGAAGUGCAAAAAGUGAUCUUAUUUUGGUUUGUAAAUAGUUGAUGCCACUUCUAUUUAUGUCACAUUUCUCUUGUUUUAUGAGGUAUUUAUGUGGCAAUACAUGUUUUUCAAAUAAAGGAAAUUUUUUUAA
Molecule: messenger RNA, 1767 nt
Organism: Pomacea canaliculata
Lineage: Eukaryota; Metazoa; Mollusca; Gastropoda; Architaenioglossa; Ampullariidae
Exons: 9
Coding region: 492-1268 (258 amino acids)
Source: RefSeq, a predicted model, not a curated record